AGUGAUUGAGUCAAGUUCGCUUUACGUCAUUAAAAGCUACUGCCACUGUGUUUCAGGUUCGCACAUGUGGCGUUACAAAAUAUAAUAUAAUCAUGGAGCUUUGAGCCUUCGUUACAUCGCAUGGACUUUAUACAGGAAAGAGACUUUAUUCAUUGACGUACGUUAUCGCGUGAAGUGGCGUUAUGUCUGGGGUGGCAAAUAAGGCGUUUACUGCAGAGGAGGAACCGUGCAAGCAGUUCGAUGAAAAUAGCUUACAAAUUCCACUGGAAGAGAAGGAGACAGAAAUAUGCAGUGCAGAAAAUGGAUCAGACAAACGUACCAAUGUCGAGGAUGAUAAAAUGGCAGAGUUAAACGCUGGUUGUUUUGCAACAGGACGCAACGCCAUAGGAGCCAUAUUUUCGAAGCACCCCAAGAUUUUCAAAUUCGUAUGGGUUUUAGUGCUAAAUUUGGCGGUGUUUGUAUACUUCGGUUUUGCUACUAGAUACUGGUGGGUCACAUAUGGAUCGCUAUCUGGCCAAUGGUGUGAGGGCUACGGCUUGCUGAUAAUUUUGUUAGUGAUUAUUUACGGAAGUUUCUUAUAUGCCUAUGUCAUAAGGAGAUAUUUUGGAAGAAGAAUCGCAAAAUGUUUCAAACCUCUUGGACGAUGCUGGAAAAGUUUUACUUCAAUCAAAUGCGUCGAAAGAUUUGGAAGUACAGUGUUCUACUUGGUCAUAUUAUUAGCUGCACUAGUAUUCAUGGUUAUCGAUACCGUCGAUUCCCGUGAUCGGUUGAUCAGUCUACUGGGAGUCUUCGUACUUCUUGGAUUGGGUUUCAUCUUUUCCAAGCAUCCAGCAUAUAUAAACUGGACGCCGGUAAUUUGGGGCAUCAUUCUUCAAUUUUGCUUUGGACUGUUCACAAUAAGAUGGUCGGUGGGCAGAGCGAUUUUCCAAUGCAUUUCCGACAAAAUGGCAACUUUUUUAAACUACACAGUGGAGGGUGCAACUUUUGUAUUUUCGGAAACCUUAGUUAGCACCUAUAUAGUGUUUGCAUUUGCCAGUCUUCCCGUCAUCUUCUUCUUCAGCUUUUUCAUCCAGAUUCUGUACUACCUUGGCACAAUGCAAUGGGUGGUCAUGAAACUAGGAGGACUUCUGCAGUCUGUCAUGGGAACGACGGUCUGCGAAUCGACCACUGCUGUUGCUAAUAUAUUUCUGAGCAUGUCAGAGUCGCCACUUCUGAUCAAGCCAUACAUUAGUAGUUUGACCUCUUCGGAAAUACACACCGUCAUGGCGUCGGGUUUUGCUACUGUCUCCGGAACUGUCCUGGCUGCCUAUAUCAGAUUUGGAGCUCAACCUGCUCAUCUAAUUACUGCCUCAGUGAUGUCAGCUCCUGCAGCACUGUGCUACUCCAAAUUGUUCUACCCGGAGACAGAGAGGAGUAAAACAACUCGACAGAACAUCGAGUUGAAGGCAUCCGAGGAUACCAGUAUCUUGGACGCCGCUUCGAAGGGUGCAAAUGUAGGAAUAGCAAUAUACCUAGGCGUUAUAGCAAACAUUGUGGCGUUUGUUUCGGCAGUCGCUUUUCUAAACGGCAUAGUUUCCUGGCUGGGAGAAUUGGUCGGCUAUGAAGAGAUAAACUUCGAGUGGUUCCUCUCGAAAAUUUUCAUACCAUUAAGUUGGGUCAUGGGAGUGCCAUGGGACGAGUGUGAAGCCGUUGCAACAUUGAUUGGAUUGAAAACUGUCGUCAACGAGUUUGUCGCCUACGAAAGAAUGGGAGAGUACAAAGCUCAGAAUAUGCUCUCGCCAAGAACCGAAGCUAUCGCAACAUACGCAAUUUGCGGUUUUUCAAAUCCCGGAUCAGUCGGCAUCAUGAUCGGAGCUCUUGCUUCCAUGGCGCCGGAGAAAAGGGCGCAGAUUUCUAGCGUGGCUAUACGUGCUUUUAUCACUGGAAGCGCGGUGUGCUUCAUGACCGCUUGCAUCGCUGGUAUGCUAAUGACGGACGAUUUUUAUACAACAAUUUCAUCCAGUACCAAUUCUACCAGCUAAUAACAAUUGUCAUCAAGAAAUACAUGGACAGGAAGAAAUUAUUAUUUUAAUUUUAUAAGCAACAUCACAGUUUAUUAAGUACGACAUUUAUCAUUUUAUCGUUACUUGGCAAAACAAUUUUUGGUACUUAUAAUCAUGCAUUAUAUAGCGAAUUACUCGUAUAAAUGCGAUGCUAGUGUGCGCGUAUGUGUAUUUUUGAACUUGUGAGGAUAUGAGUUUUUCCUCUUGCGACGACCACACACUUUUGUUUGGUGGAUGUUGGUAGCAUGACAUACUUUAGCAUCUAGUAAUUAUGUUGUCACCCUGUGAUGCUUAGUUAAAUAUUUUGAUCGGUAAUGAAUGUUGUUCGAAUCUACUGUUCUCAAAAAAAAAAAAAAUAUUGCAUUAUCAUCUGUAAAUUUAAAUUCUGCUGAGAAUUUAUGAAACUAGCACUUUUGAAUACACACUACCGGAAUUAAGAUUUUCGCAAAACAAAAAAUAAAAACUGUACCAAACUUCGGAUCAAGUUAUUUGAACAAUUCCGAAAUCCUCAGAAAACUAAUAAAACUGUCUUUGAUGUUUUGUUGAAGUAUCCACGCAAAUGGAAUGGCAUUUUGACUUCUGUCAUUCAGAGCAUUACUUCUAAUUCUGUUUUACAACAAGACAGAGUACUUUGUUUCAAGAUAAGAUAACGGUAUCCUUAAUAUCAUGAUAAAAAUGCUUAUAUCAGUGCGAUAACCAUAUGACAGCAGCGGUAAAACAAGGGUUAAUGUGAUUUACAUUUAAUUAUACACGUCAUUGUGCGAUACAAACAGCAAAUUUUUUUUAUCGCCGCAGAACCAAUUAUAUGCGCAUUUGGCUUUGUACUAUUUUUCAGUUAGUGAAAGUCUUGAGCUAGAUAUUUGAUGCAGAUGAACUUACGUUAAUGUAGGUAUAUGUGUAUGUGUCAUCAUUUUUUUUUUUUUAUUUCCUUUCCAAAUUUCAUACAGAAUAAUAUCACAAAAGGAAUGUUUCCACUUUGUAUUGAAAAUCAACUGCAAUAAAUCAUUGGCAAGGAAGGCAAAGUGGCGCAUUUGAAUAUUGUAAU
Messenger RNA from Diprion similis, 3087 nucleotides. It is a transcript of the gene CNT2, whose product is annotated as solute carrier family 28 member 3-like. The coding region runs from base 183 to 2021 and encodes 612 amino acids. The transcript has 13 exons. Gene Ontology annotation, molecular function: nucleoside:sodium symporter activity. Gene Ontology annotation, biological process: nucleoside transmembrane transport. Lineage: Eukaryota; Metazoa; Arthropoda; Insecta; Hymenoptera; Diprionidae. Gene Ontology annotation, cellular component: membrane. The record is from RefSeq and is a predicted model, not a curated record.